UCGCUGGUGGUGUGAUUUCUAAAGGGGGUUAAUGAGUAAUAUCCGCACAAUCGAGCAGGAGUAUUUCGAGCGCAACAUAUAGCGUGGCAGCAGUGAAGGGAACGUUUUCAUACCUCAACAACCACUUUUUCUCCACCCUACAUUAUUAUCUUUUACACAAGGUGAUGUAUAACAACGGAACCGAAAUUAUUCAAACAAUAACUUUGAAAUAUUGAGCCAGAGAAAAGAGAAAGAAUCUAAUCAACUGAAAUAAACAAAAGGAAAUGGAGAAAAGAGAGGAAGAAAAUAGUUUUCAAAUGAAUUAAAUUUUUAUUGUGAAGAUAUUGGCUGUCCUUCAGUCGCGAAAGCGGAUAUUGUUUUAUUGAAAAAAAAAAAGAAGUAAUAUGGGAAAAAUCAUUCAUUUAAAAAAAGGCCAGAUAAAGGUGAACAAUGUAUAUUAGUUAAAAGUGAGAAUAGGGCAACAGAUGAAGCAAAAGCCGCCACGCCCGCCCCACUACUAAACCAAAGGGGGUGAUAGUACAACGUCGGUGUUUGGCGCAGUCGCCUCAGCAACUUUAAUGCAACCAGUCUUGCCUUGAAGUGUAUAGAUAGGACGACUCUUCGUUUCACCCAGCCCUCUAAAUAACCGAUAAUUUACAUCAUCGAGAGUUUAUAUUAGAAGUACAGACAAUCAUUGUAGCUGCAUAAUAUCAAAUUGUUCAGCUGAAUUUCAAUCCCGUUGGCACUCGACAGCUGCAUUUAUCCCAUCAUCAUGGGCCUCAGUUGAUAUUUUUCAACGCUACUGUGGACUCCUCAUAUGCUGAUCUGAGGGCGGAAAAAAAGGGCGGGGGUGGGGGGGAUUCUACCAAGAAAUUGAAAAAAAAAAACUAGAAAGCCAAAGUGUUUGACUACUUUUUCUCUUCAAUUAGCACAGUGAAAUGAAAUUGAGUUUAGUGAGUACAAUGGAAAUAAUGGAGUUGACUUUCGUGAAUAGAAUAAUUGAAAGAUCAUGAAAAUAAUUGAUGAACUCUGUGGAAUUGAUGAAGAUGGGUAUCUGUGAUUAUUUUUAUUUAACAAUUUUUAUGAAUAAUUCGUCUGAUAAGAAUUUCGAGCCGGUUUUGACGUGAGUUGAGAGUGCGACUGGUGUCACGUCGAGGGAUACGGCGAGAGAAGUGGAGGGAGUAUUAAAACUGCUGUGUGGUGACGGCUCCAUGUCACGUUGUACGAGGCACAACAAACAAGACAUCAAAAUUUCCAGUUUUUUCAGGAUGAAAAAUCAUUGAUUUAUCAAAGGAGUAAUUGAUGCUCAAGGAAUUCACAAAUUUCCAGAGGACAAAUAAUUGUUCAAGGUGCAUUGCAACCCCAUUGGGGGUUAACUCUCAUUGGUCACAAUGGCGGAUGACGAGGUGCUCUUCGACGAUGUUUACGAGCUCUGUGAAAUUAUUGGCAAGGGACCAUUCAGCGUAGUACGAAAAUGCAUCCUCCGUCAGACUGCCCAAACGUUUGCAGUUAAAAUCGUAGACGUUGCAAAAUUUACCUCUAGUCCUGGAUUGAGUACAGCUGAUCUCAAACGUGAGGCAACAAUAUGCCACAUGCUGAAGCAUCCACACAUUGUAGAGCUCCUCGAGACAUACAGCUCAGAAGGAAUGCUCUAUAUGGUGUUCGAGUAUAUGGAUGGACCUGAUCUCUGCUUUGAAGUCGUGAGACGUGCCUCAGCUGGAUUUGUUUACAGCGAGGCAGUAGCUAGUCACUACAUGCGACAAAUCCUCGAAGCCCUGCGUUAUUGCCACGAAAACGACAUCAUUCACCGAGACAUAAAACCACAGUGUGCCCUUCUAGCUGGAAAAGAAAAUUCAGCUCCAGUUAAAUUGCGAGGCUUCGGUGUAGCAAUGCAACUGCCAGCUCCGCAAAAUAAUGGCGUCGAGACUUACACGACCGAGUAUCGACAGUAUCUGAGCCCAAAGGGGCAGCUGUACUUGAAGGCGGACAGUGAGGGGAGAGUGGGAGCUCCUCACUUUAUGGCACCAGAAGUCGUGCAGUUACGAAGAUAUGGUAAAUCCGGCGAUGUGUGGGCUGCUGGAGUUCUACUGCACAUUCUUCUCACUGGUACAAUGCCCUUCAUUGGGUCUGGGGAUCGCCUGAGGCUGUCCAUUGAAAAAGGAUUUGUACAAACGGACACUCCCACAUGGGAUAACAUUAGUGGACCAGCUAAGGAUUUGAUAGAGCGAAUGCUCGUGAAAAAUCCGAACAAUCGUAUCACCAUUCAAGAAGUUCUCAAUCACAAGUGGUUACGUGACAGAGACAAGGGUGCAGCUCGUGUACAUUUAAGUGAAACAAUAGAUGAACUCAAAAAAUUUAAUGCUAGAAGAAAACUGAAGGAGGCCGUCAAAGCAGCUGUCUCCUCACCAAAGUGGCAUUCGGAUAUGAAUGGCGAUAGUUUUUUGGAUGUUGGUGAUGAUGACGUCUGCACAACAGAGGCUGUGGCUCAAAUUUUAGAUUCUUUAGAUGACAUUGAAAUAUUGCAGGAGAGUAGUAGAUUAACACCCCUCGAAAUUCUGUCAGCUGUGGAUGACUUCUGGCUCCGGAGAAUUCUUGUGCUGUAUGAUAAGAUUUCGACUAAAGUAUCAACGCCAACACGACCACCUCCCACCGAUGCUGUACAACGUUUGCGAGAAGUUGAGGAAUUUUUGCGUGAAGCUGAACACAUGGCAUUUAGGAACCUUGAUCGAUGUGACCUCAGAGAACUUCAGGAGCUGCUCAAUCAACCACACAUGAAGACACUUCUGCAGGCGCACGAUGUAGCGGGCCAUGAAGUUUACGGUGAGGGAGCAUCAAGAGUCACCCCACCACCCUUACUACCCUAUCUCAAUGGAAGUGACGACAUUGAGGGGCAAAAUGGAGAUAUGGAUGUGGAGAAUGUCACGCGAGUUAGACUAGUGCAAUUUCAAAAAAAUACUGAUGAACCUAUGGGGAUUACAUUGAAAAUGAAUGAAGAUGGUAAAUGCGUGGUAGCGCGAAUAAUGCACGGUGGAAUGAUUCACAGACAAGCGACCCUUCACGUUCUCGAUGAGAUUAAAGAAAUUAAUGGAAUUCCAGUCGCCAAUCAAUCCGUCAAUGCGCUACAAAAAAUGCUCCGUGAGGCGAGAGGAUCAGUGACAUUCAAAAUACUACCAUCGUACAGGAUUGCACCGCCCCCCUGCGAGGUACAAUUGUUCAGGAUUAGGCCUCUGCCAGUAUUAAUAUUCGUUCGAGCGCAGUUCGAUUACGAUCCUCUCGAGGACGAGCACAUACCGUGUGCCCAAGCUGGCAUUGCAUUUAAAACGGGCGACAUAUUGCAAAUAAUUAGCAAGGAUGAUCAUCAUUGGUGGCAAGCGAGGAAAGACAAUGCCGCGGGCUCAGCUGGUCUCAUACCAUCCUCAGAAUUACAAGAAUGGAGAGCUGCUUGCAUGGCGAUGAAGAAAAAUAAGCAGGAACAAGAUGCAGAAGGAGAGGGCGGCUGUUCUCCUCACACCGAGGGCUGUGACAGCUCGACAGUCAAUUGCUCAAUUUUUGGCCGAAAGAAAAAACAGUAUAAGGAUAAGUACCUUGCCAAGCACAACGCUGUUUUUGAUCAGCUGGAUCUGGUCACAUAUGAGGAGGUUGUUAAAGUACCUCACGAAGCCUUCCAACGCAAAACCCUUGUUCUCCUUGGGGCUCACGGUGUUGGUCGUCGGCAUAUUAAAAAUGCCAUUAUCUCCAAGCAUCCUGAUAAAUAUACCUAUCCUAUUCCACAUACAACGAGGCCUCCACGAAAUGACGAAGAAAAUGGUCGCAAUUAUUAUUUCGUCUCUCACGACGAGAUGAUGGCGGAUAUUAGUGCCAAUGAGUACCUGGAGUACGGAACUCAUGAGGAAGCAAUGUAUGGAACAAAAUUAGAGACAAUUAGGAAAAUCCAUGAGGAGGGAAAAAUGGCGAUUCUGGAUGUUGAGCCCCAGGCAUUGAAAAUAUUACGAACAGCGGAAUUUGCACCCUACGUUGUAUUUAUCGCCGCACCAGUGGUUCAAAAUAUGAAUGAUUACGAUGGCAGUCUCGAGAGACUCGGGAGGGAGUCGGACCUUCUGAAGCAAUCGUACGGUCAUUUUUUCGAUUUUACAAUCGUUAAUGAUGAUAUCGAGGAGACGAUUGGCCAGUUGGAGGCGGCGAUUGAGCGAAUACAGAAAACACCGCAAUGGACUCCUGUCAGAUGGGUGUACUGACAGCGGUCUCCAUCGACAAAUCCCACAGACUACAAUGGCUCAGCAUAGAAAAAGGGAGGAGAGUAAACCAAAAAAAAGUUAUUAGUUAAAUUAAAUCUAGUGAGAUGUUUUUUUUUCCAUGGAAUUGUAGGGAAUACCAGGGGUAAUCGAUACAGGGGUAGAAAAGUGAAUUGCAAGAGUGAUGACUGUCCCAGGAAACUUGAAAAUGAGAAAAAAAAGACGAACACUUCGGGUUUUCGUUGCUUUUGGGGAUUUUCUGUUAUGCCCAUUUUAUGGUGAUUGGUCGUUGAAUUAUUGGUGGGUGCGGAAAGAGAUGAAACUUAUGCAGAAAAUUAGGAAUUUGAACGAAAUGUUGGAGUCGUAAAGGUAAAUUAAACCUUGAAAAUGGGCCGACUUGAAGAAAUUUUCUGUGAUCGAGUGAAAUCAAGAAAUUAUAAUUAUUAUUUCUUGUUUUUCAUUUGUUCACAGCUUUUUAGUACAAUCGUGGCCGUGUGUUCAUGAUUGUCAAGUAUUAAUUAAUUAAUUACUCUCAAGGAUCAUCACAAAUGAUAAAAUAUGAAUCGAAAUCAGUAAGAAUAUUGUCAGACACGAAUUCACAUCGUACACUAUUCAAUCUGCAACCGUAAUUAAUUUAAUCUCAUUCUCGCAUUCUUCAUCUUUAUUUUAAUCACUAAUUAUCGUAGUACUUCCGGUAUCAACUGCUGCCUCGAGUUUAUUACUAAAAUAAUAUGGAAUGAAAAAGGAAAUUGUCGAUGGACUGAAGAAAAUUGUCGGCUCAUUUGUUUUCAUGGAAAUCAAAAAGAGAUUUUUAAAAAUAUAUAAAUUUUUGGCGAGAGCAUAUAAAAAGAUAAUCUCUCGAUUGAUUGAUUAUAAUUAUACCUAUUAUACACAAACUCAUGUUACUAACAAAAUUAGAAUGAAGGGAUUAAAAAAAAUGAAAAACUUCGUCUGGUAGCGAACUGAUUAAUUGCAAUAAUUAUAUUUCAAAGUAGAUAUGUAAUCAUCAGUCAAAUUAAUUAAUUACUUUUUAAGAGGAAAAAAAACAAAAAGAGAAUGAAGCUCGAAGAAAUUGAAAUAUUAGUGAUGUGUGCAUAAUACUCAAUCAUUUUACGAAAGCACUGUAAAUUUUUGAAAACGUACGAUGAAUCAGUGACGUUUGAAUCUGCUGUUGUAAUUAUAAUUUGAUUUUUUAUUGAAUGAAUUUUGAAAUUUUAUCAUUUUCAUCAUAAUAUAUAAUUAGCAAUUUAAGGGGAACGAAAAAAUGGAGUAUUUAAAAAUAAUGAAAACCAAAAUUAAACACGCAAUAUUGAUUGUAAUUACUGGAGAAGGAUUAAUUGUAGACAAAAAAAAACUAUUAUGCAUGUAUAUUAAAUUUUUAAAAAAAUUUGCAAUGUCAAGUGCAGCAUUACAAGAAACAUUACAUGCUCUCUCGAGUUGGUAAAUUAAUCGAAUUUUCUUUCCACUCUGUGCGCUUCUCUCCAAUUUAUUUGAAGCAUAAUUCAAAUCAAACACCACUCGAAAAAAGAACAAAAUAUCCUAAAAUAAAAAACUUAAAUAAACAAGAUGAAUAAAUGAACGAAAAUUAAUGGAUAAUCAGAUGUAAAACAAACAAAUGACAGCUUUCAACAAAGUCGCACUUUCCAAUUAACACUGCAACUAUAUUCUCAAUUAAUUUUUGACGCUCUUGGAUGAUGAAAUAAAUUUUUUUAUAAAAAAGGGUAAAAAUAAUUUGAAAAAUCUGUGGUAGGACAAAACAAUGUGAAAUCAAAUAGUGUCAACCUCAUAUAUUAAAUAAAAAUGGUGUAAGAGCCCGUCACAUGUGGCUUCUGAAACGCGUAAUUAAUCACUUAUCGAAUUAAUUGAUACCGAGGAAAAAAGGGCGAGUGGGGAAAAACGAUGGAAGAAAAAGAAUGAUUACCAACAUUGUAAAAAAAAACGAUUGUGCCGUGUAAAUGAAAAUGAGGGUUUAAUUGAAUGAUUUUUAACGACAAGAGAAAUCCAAUUACCAAAAAAAAAUAAAAUACGGAAUAAAAUGAUUUUGUAACAUUUUAUUAUAAGUUGUAGCGGCCAUUGUCUGGUGACUUAUUAGAAAAUGACUGACAGUUGAGGAAAACGAAGCAAAAUUAUUGACGAUUCAAUCCAAAAUGAAACAAAAAUAUGUUAGAAAGCGACGAACAUCGUGAAUCAACGUAACGAAAAAUGCGUAACUAUAUCACGACAUUGAAAAGAUGAAAAAAAAAAAAACACAAAGUUAAGCUUAAAAAUGAAAAUGAAAACGUUGAAAGAUGACGGGUCUAAAGAAAAUUAAAGAAAAAAAAACAAUAAACAGUUCAUUAUAAUUAUGUAAUUAUAAAUGAGCAGAAUGAAGAUUAUUAUAAUACGUUGUUAAUUGAAUUAAUAAAACUAGCCCAGAAAUAUGACAGAUUA
Messenger RNA from Diachasmimorpha longicaudata, 6641 nucleotides. It is a transcript of the gene CASK, whose product is annotated as peripheral plasma membrane protein CASK. Gene Ontology annotation, cellular component: cell-cell junction; plasma membrane. Gene Ontology annotation, biological process: regulation of neurotransmitter secretion; protein phosphorylation; intracellular protein localization. The record is from RefSeq and is a predicted model, not a curated record. The coding region runs from base 1371 to 4214 and encodes 947 amino acids. The transcript has 21 exons. Gene Ontology annotation, molecular function: signaling receptor binding; protein kinase activity; ATP binding. NCBI's taxonomy places the organism in Eukaryota, Metazoa, Arthropoda, Insecta, Hymenoptera, Braconidae.